Messenger RNA from Drosophila navojoa, 954 nucleotides. It is a transcript of the gene Sxl, whose product is annotated as Sex lethal. Gene Ontology annotation, cellular component: ribonucleoprotein complex; nucleus. Gene Ontology annotation, molecular function: mRNA binding. Gene Ontology annotation, biological process: sex determination; alternative mRNA splicing, via spliceosome. The record is from RefSeq and is a predicted model, not a curated record. Lineage: Eukaryota; Metazoa; Arthropoda; Insecta; Diptera; Drosophilidae.
UCACGUUAUGCGUUCUCACCACAGGACACAGAAUUUACAUUUCCAAGUUCCUCGUCGCGUCGCGGUUACAACGAUUUCCCUGGGGGCAAUGGCGGCAGCGCCAAUUCCCUCGGCGGCAACAUCUGCAACAUGCCAAUGGCCAGCAACAAUUCGCUGAACAAUCUGUGCGGCCUAUCGAUCGGCAGCGGCGGCAGCGAUGAUCUGAUGAACGAUCAGCGCACAAGCAACACCAAUUUGAUAGUGAACUAUUUGCCGCAGGAUAUGACUGAUCGCGAGCUGUAUGCCCUAUUUAGAGCCAUUGGACCCAUCAACACGUGCAGAAUCAUGAGAGACUAUAAGACUGGCUACAGUUUUGGUUAUGCUUUCGUGGACUUCACAUCGGAAAUGGACUCGCAGCGUGCUAUAAAAGUUCUCAAUGGGAUCACAGUGCGCAAUAAGCGGCUCAAGGUUUCAUAUGCGCGUCCGGGCGGUGAGUCGAUCAAGGAUACAAAUCUGUAUGUGACCAAUCUGCCGCGCACGAUAACCGACGAUCAGCUGGACACGAUCUUUGGCAAAUACGGUUCCAUAGUGCAAAAGAAUAUAUUGCGUGAUAAGCUAACUGGGCGGCCAAGGGGCGUGGCGUUUGUGCGCUAUAACAAACGCGAGGAGGCACAGGAGGCUAUCUCGGCGCUGAACAAUGUUAUACCAGAGGGCGGCUCCCAGCCACUGUCCGUGCGCCUGGCCGAGGAGCAUGGCAAGGCAAAGGCGGCGCAUUUCAUGUCACAGAUGGGAAUGGGACCGCCGCAGGCGCCGCCACCACCACCACCACCACCACCGCACAUGGCGGCCGGCUUCAAUAACAUGGUUCACAGAGGUAGAUCAUUAAAAUCACAACAGCGCUUCCAAAAAACGCAUCCCUACUUUGAUGCACAAAAGUUUAUCUAAAACAAAAGUAAACAAAACUGAUCAAACAAC